Messenger RNA from Zymoseptoria tritici IPO323, 1845 nucleotides. RefSeq lists its product as uncharacterized. Bases 1 to 1845 code for a protein of 614 amino acids. NCBI's taxonomy places the organism in Eukaryota, Fungi, Ascomycota, Dothideomycetes, Mycosphaerellales, Mycosphaerellaceae. The record is from RefSeq and is a predicted model, not a curated record. The transcript has a single exon.
AUGGCUAUCGAACCAAAUCGUACGAAAGCCUUCGAAGUGAUCGUGAAACAGAUCGAUGUCCUCGCCGAAAAGAAACGACCCAACACGAAGCCAGCCCAGUUGAAAUUUGUGCAAGGGCUCAUCGCAAAGUACGAUCUUUUGAUCGCCACUGCUGCCGGCAAGGUCACAGACGAUGGCAAGAAGCCAGCUCGUAAGGACGUGGUGACUCCCGAUCCCGAAAAGUUGAGGGAUCUGUUCAUGGCAUACUGUGCUCGAUCUGAAGAGGGACUGUCGGGCAACGAUGUCUUUCUUUUGGGAUCUGCCGCCCUACCCGACAAUGCACUGAGAAAGAUCAAUUUCACGCGAGGCCGAAAAUCCGCAGCUGCUCGCAAGGUUGUCAAUGCUGCCACGACCGCCUCUGCCACCACCUCUAAGCACGGUCCGAAAGCUCCCGGUCCGGAAGCUACUGGCGUUGAAGCCACAGUCGCAUCAGCCGAUGGUGAAGGCGAAGAUGCUACCACUUCGCUGGUGAAGCCAGAGUCGCAGCUGGCCGAUGCUCUCCCGAGGCAAAAGACGACCAUACACAUCAAGAAGCAGCGAGAAGUGGAUCAGCGGAAACUCGCCACCCCACCCCUUCCUACUCCGUCGGACCUCGCUACUUCGCCAGACUCCUCAACGCUACAAGCUGUCCCUACUUUGCCGGUCGUUUCCACUCCUCCGUCUACCUCUACUCCUCAACUCACCUUCACUUCGCCAACCGCAUCAGCGUCUCCGCAGAUUGAGACUCCUCCCAAGCGUCAACUCGAGGAUCCAACACCAGAGCAGAGCCCAUCAAAGAGGCCAAAUAACGGCAAGCAGCGUGCAGUCGAGCCCUCCACUGGACCUGCUCCGCCUAGCAGAACAUUCAGAUCAUACCCCUGGAACGCUCCCAUCAUCGACGACCCGGACACCAGAAUGGAUAAUGUCUAUCGCCACAUCGAGAACGCCAUAUGGAUCCUCUUCAAACAUUACCAAAUGGACGCUAACGGUUCCAUGGCCCUUCCUCCGGCGAACCCCAGCCACAGCCUCGAAAUUCUCUACGAGCUCGCCAUCGGCCGAGCAGGCCAGUCAUGGGCGUCCAACGCCAAGGAACGUUUUAUCGCCGGAGAUCUUCAAGCAUUCUUCUUUCAGUCAGUCCUGGGCGCUGGCGUAUACAAAGAAAUCUUUUCCAAGCCUGUGCCGUGGAAGACACCGCGUCAAAUCCUCGAACACGACGAAUUCUACACAGCGGCAGCGUCGGAAUUGUAUGAUUACUAUGCUGUCAACGAACGAACGUCCUUGGCAGGGAUCAUUUUCAACGCCGGCGCCAACAUGAUCCGGCGUGGAGGUGCUCCGCAAGAUGGAGAAAAGGGAUUUCAUGAGCACGUUGUCGAUCCGCUGGCGAGCAGAAUCAGCCUGGGACUGUUUACCAUCCUUCGCGAACUCUUUCAACCGCAAAUCGACAGUCCCCGACCAACAGACGACCUGGAGAAAGAUCGAACGGCAUGGACUCGCGCUGGAGACCUUCUGACCGUUUCCUGCAAAGAAGCGCUGAUGCUACGAGGCUUAUACGAGACCGUUCCCGUUGAUGUCGACAUCACAUGGGUGCAGCCUGGCACACGUUUCCAUAUCCCGACAAUGAAGUCGGAGUGGGGCUGGCGGCCGGGACAUCCAGGUGUGGAGGAGCCGUUUGAGGUUACAAUGAGCUUGAUGCCGAGAGUGACUUCCGAGCCGGGUCAGCAGUGGGACAAGAAGGGUUCGUGUUGGUUGAAGGCCAAGGUUGGAAUCAGACCUCUGAACAAGGUGCCGCCGACGAAGAAAGGCGAGGGCAUUCCGAUGGAAGCGUGA